AUGCUGUACAAGACGAACUUGUGUAAAUUUUAUUUGAAGGGCACUUGUAAGCGGGGCCACAAGUGUUCCUGGGCACACGGGGAGAAGGACAUUCGCCCGUUCCCGGCCUUCUUCAAAACGCGCAUGUGCUACAACUGGAUCUACUUUGGUACGUGUGACCGGCAGCCGUGUACGUACGCCCACUCGCAUCUCGAACUUCGGGGGUCGGGCAAAGCCCUUCGGUUGUGCAACUACUAUUUCCGGGAUGCCCACUGCCCCAAGGGCGCCAGAUGCCCGAUGGCCCACGAUGUGAGCCAACUGGAUCCAGCCAUCAAAAACCUUCCACCGCUCCUCAAUGAGUGGUCAGAGACGAGCCCACAGCCUCCCGCACGAGGCGGCCCUUUGGAUGGCAGUGGCGCCUCUCAGCAGCCGCCACACAAGGUGUGCUCUUCUUCAGGUCCUAGGCAGCCAUCAAACUUCUCGGUCUCCUCCCAACACCCCAACCAGCAGCCUCAGCUAAGUCCCGCAGACCUCCCUCGUCACCCUUUCCCGGGGUCUGUCUCUGCCACCUCACAUCGCGGGCUCCCUCUCUAUCCUCAAGGGACGUCUGUACCGGGGCCGCAUGCAGAAAGCCUGGCCUCGUCGCACAGCCUGUCCUCACCUCACAACAGCACACUCCAGCUGACCCAGGGCCUCUCCGCAGAUGACCGCAUUCCCCUUCCUCACCUCUCGCAAGGCGCCGUGCCGGCGGGCUCUCCACGGUUUUGCACACCUGGAGGCAUGAGUGCCGAUGCUGCUCACGACCCGCAACUCGCAAGCAAGGAAGAGGCCUCUCCUUUCUCUUGUCCCAGGGUAGAGGCUGUUCCCCGAGACGGGGCUGCGCCUCCGCUUUACGCUUUCGGCGGGAACAGCGAAGGGUCAACGCCUGCGAGUGGAGUCAUUCGUCCCUCGCCCAGGGGUGUGGAGAGCUACGGUCGACAUAGACUCGGAGGCGGAUCUCUUGUCGAACGCGCCUCGCCGCCGCCUCAGCCGCCACUGACGCAGAACACAUGCGGGCCCCAUGAGUCUCUCAAUGCGCCCGACCUUUCGGUAGGCCGUCCUCGACAUCUUCCGGGCACCAGAACGCCUUCGUCGCUGCCGACGAACCCACAGAACGACAGUUUUCCACCUACCUUGGACAAAGUGCUUCGCGAUCAAAAGACGACCGGCGACUCUCUGCUCUCUGACACCUGGCUGUGGUCUCAACAGCCUGUCGGCCUGCCGCUCGCCCCUCCGGGGAGCUUCUCGAUGGGCGCCGCUGGCUGGUCACCUCCGGGUUCUUCGCUGCUGGCUGGGGUCGUCUCGACAGGGGACGAUUUUCCGGAGCUGUCUGAGGUUGGCGGCCAGCGCGAUGCUGACCACAGUCUGCUGUACGAACUGCAGCAGAGGGAGGAAAAUGCGAAAAGCAGGUGUUCGAACGGCGAGUUCUACCCGGGGAACAGUGAUCCAUUUGACCACUUGUGGGCUCUACUAGAUGACGCUCCCGCACCUGCAAGCAGCGAAUCUCACGGGACGGGAAGCGGUGGGAAUAGCCGGCUGCUGGACCCGCAUGUGUCGGCGAGGUCGCUCUGCGACUCCAGCGUAGACACUGGGGUGACGGACGUUUUUCAGGCAGGCACCGCGUUAAGUGAGCUUCUCGGAGCGGACAAGCGGGAGACUGCAGAAGGUUUUCGGGACUCUCGAUCAACUGAAUACAGUCAAAGUGGCCCCCACACGCGAGCGAACGUGUCUGUCUCUGGCGGCGAUAGCGCCUUGGAGAGCCCGAGUGUGGGCCUCCUGCCAGACUUUGUCGCGCCCGGUUCCAAGCGGUGCGACAGCGCGGCUUGCAGCUCGCAGGUAGGCACGGGGACUCUGUCGUCUCCCACGAGCCUCUCUUCAUCGACAGACAAUUGCGGACGGAUCGGCUGCGGCUCCUUCGGGCUGCCACCGACCAGCAGCAGCGGCGGAGUCGUCGCUUGCUCGGGCCGGGAGUCGUACUUGCCACAGGCGCGUCUCAUGCGGAGUGUCUCUCCAUCGGACACCGUGCAGGCCGCAGGCUACUCUGUUGUCUCUGGAAACGGGGUGGCUGUCGGAUGCGAAAAUAGCCCCCGCACACAGCAAGGAAGAGAGAGAGAAGAGCGCGUGUCGGGCCUCUGCGCCCCGGUGCUGGUGUCUGGAGGCGUCUGGGAAGACAGUUCGAAGUGCUCGACAGGCACGGCCCUGACAGCGCCCGAGAGUGGCCUCCGAACCCAAGCUUGUUGCAGUCCCAGCAACAGCAACCGAAGCUACACGAGCAAUUACAGCACAAGUCUCGGGACGAGUAGAAAUGGUGGAGGCAGCGAUGUGACCAGUGCAGAGGGCACACAGCAUCCCGUCCGCGGCUGCUUCGACGUGAUGGCCGCAGGCUUUCAGGGCGUGGCGGGCCUCUGGUCUCUGGGAGGACGGACGGGGACCGAAACCUCGUCCGACCCUGCAGUCUCCGCGGACGAACGCAUCGACGAAGCGGAAGCAGGACAUCUGGCAGACUUCCUUCUUAGCACGCCGCUGCUGCCGGUAAACACUUGCAGUUCAGGCGCAGGUGCGACUGUCGGGGAAGCAAGGAAACCUCCGCAAGAGCGGGCAACAGCCUCGACGUGA
Molecule: messenger RNA, 2634 nt
Organism: Toxoplasma gondii ME49
Lineage: Eukaryota; Apicomplexa; Conoidasida; Eucoccidiorida; Sarcocystidae
Product: zinc finger (CCCH type) motif-containing protein
Exons: 1
Coding region: 1-2634 (877 amino acids)
Molecular function (GO): metal ion binding
Source: RefSeq, a predicted model, not a curated record